AUGGGGGAAUCGCACUGUGGCAAAAUCUGCCUGAAGCUCCUUGUGGACCGAAAUGCCAACCGAGUUAUUUUCGGAGAAGCCGGAAAAGAUUUUGUGGAUUUUGUUUUUCAGUUCCUUUCUCUUCCGGUGGGUACAGUUGUGAAGCUUCUCUCCAAGAACAAAAUGGUGGGCUCUUUGGGCAGAAUCUACGAAAGCGUCGAAAACUUGCAGGCCAACUACAUGGAACCGAACCUCAACAAAGAUGAUGUUCUUAAUCCAAAAGUUUAUUCUAGCCUCGGAGAUACUCCUCUCUUGUUAGGCAACAAAGCUAACGCUGAUCAACUUAACGAAACAAAGUAUUUCUAUAGAUGUCGCUAUAAUUGCUCAUACGUCGGAAGUGAUCAGCAGACAAAGUGUGGUGAUUGUGGGAAUAUAAUGACUCAUCAAAUGACAUACGUCAAGCCUGCGGAGAGUAAGAAGGCUGCUAAAGUUAGCACGGGGGGUUAUGUGAAACAUCUGGUGACUUAUAUGAUCAUGGAUGAUUUAACAGUUAAGCCCAUGUCUACUAUUUCUAGUAUCACUUUGCUAAGCACAUUUAAGGUCAAGGACUUGAGUGCACUGGAGAACGUGGAGGUUUAUAUUGGAAAAAUUGAGGCUGUGGAUCUGCUCAAGGCUUCUUUCGUGACGAACAAGGUUUUAACCUCUUUGUUUCUUGGCAAUAUGAAGGCUUAA
Messenger RNA from Daucus carota subsp. sativus, 711 nucleotides. RefSeq lists its product as uncharacterized. The coding region runs from base 1 to 711 and encodes 236 amino acids. The transcript has 2 exons. The record is from RefSeq and is a predicted model, not a curated record. Lineage: Eukaryota; Viridiplantae; Streptophyta; Magnoliopsida; Apiales; Apiaceae.